AUGUCUUCUGACACAAAUGCGACUACUUUACCGGCAUCAACACGGUCUGUAACAAAUGCACGAAAUACUAAUGGUUCUUGGAGAGCCAGUUCCUCUCAAAACUUAAAUAAUAGCGAUCUCAGUGAAGAAAUGUCCUACUUUUCAACUAGUGAUGGCUCAUUAGAUUCCGAUCGACAAAAGAAAUUAGAAGAAAGUAUAAAAACUUCAAAUCCACAUCCGUUGGCAAACAAGUGGACAUUUUAUCUCUUCCAACACGUUGCGAAUGCCACACCUAAGGAGUACGAAGAGAAUUUAAAAAAAGUUGCUGCGGUAUCUACCGUUCAGAAUUUCUGGCAUGUAUAUAAUAAUAUUAUUGGCCCAGAUAAACUCGCAGUAAGGUGUGCACUCCACUUCAUGAAAUCAGACAUACAUCCAGCAUGGGAGGAUCCUCGUAAUGAAAAUGGUGGUGCAUGGUCUUUUCGUGUGAGCAAAGCAAAUACUGUUACAGUGUGGAGGGAGUUGCUCAUGAUGUUGAUCGGGGAACAGUUUGAGGACUGUGUUUCAAAAGAUGAUGAUAUUUAUGGUUUAACUGUAUCUUCAAGAUAUAACUCUGACAUAUUUAAUAUUUGGAACAAAAAUUCUGCUGUAAAUGAAGAAGCAAAGAUAAUGGAAAAAAUAAAGGAGACGCUAGGUUCCAUUGAAUUGCAAAGCCCUUAUUAUAAAGCUCAUAAGGAACAUGCAGCGUUUCAUAAGGUUGACACUCCAACAUCGGCGACCGUUAAUGGAAAAGGUUAUUAA
Dentiscutata erythropus is the source of this 777-nucleotide messenger RNA. The record is from the annotation of a GenBank genome assembly. Lineage: Eukaryota; Fungi; Glomeromycota; Glomeromycetes; Diversisporales; Gigasporaceae.